AUUUCAGCCAAUGCCAUGUCGGCCGAUGUGACUGUUCUUGGUGCGGGCGUGAAAGGUGACGAGGAGGCGCCUGUGGAGCUUGAGGGUGGAAGUUUGCUCGAGGAUGGUGGGGUGAAGCAGGAAGCGCAUUUUCAGCCCAGCUUUUGUCAAGCAGUUCUUGCUUGGCGCUUUUCGCUGCUGCUCCUUUGCAACUGCCUGCUGUUUUCUUCUGUUUUGGGUGUUUAUUCGCGGACGUUUGAGGUCUUGAGCUCGAAAGUCUCUCGCAGCCAGCAGCCUGUUCCCCUGACUUCAGAUGUCAACGCCAUGGCUGCCAUAUCUCACACAACAGCAGCCCCUGAGUCGAGGCCUGCCAUAUCUCACUCAACGGCGCACAUGAUAGCAGCCGGACGGCAGGAUCCAUCCAGCAUUCCCAAUGCGACUCUGAACACCACGCCCUGGGUGGUCCAUCGAUUUGCGAAAGCCGGAGUUUCGCCCCAUAUGUGCCUCCAGUGCCUUAUGGUUGGACGCUUGUUCAUGCCAGUCUUGGAACUGCAGGUGGAGUACGCCAGACGCCACGGCUACGAUCUCUACACCUAUACUGAUGAAUCGGAGCAACCGGAUAAAUCACAUGCAAUUCAUUUUUGGAAGAUGAGAUCAACACAAUAUUUGAUAGAGAGUGGCACGACUGGGUGCGACUACAUUUUUUGGAUGGAUUCAGAUGCCAUUAUCAUGAACAUGUCCUUUUCUCUGGAAAGUCUCAUCCAUUGGGACGGAAUGGAAGACACUGACAUUGUGUUGGCGGCGGAUACGCUGGCCGCGAAUCUGGCUCAAAGCCUUUGGAAGUUCAACCGAUUCACGCACCAGAUUUUGGAAGAUUCAUGGAACAUGGGCAGUUCUGCUCCUUUGGUAGAGACGGGGGCCUUUAAUGCAAUCCUCGGAGGAUGCCAGCCAGAAAGCAGUCCAGAAGAAAAGCGUGCUUGCUACAAGAAGGUGGACCGCUGGAAAGACCGCGCAUUUGCGGAGGAAUAUUUCUAUCCAGGAAACAAUGCCAAAAUCAAAGAAGUGGUGGUGAACAAGAGCUUGCUGCCCCACAUAAAGUGGGUUCCCAAACGUGCUAUCAAUUCCUAUCCGUUUGGUUACUAUGGAGGUCAACACCGCUGGGGCGAUCCAGACUUUAUAGUGCAUUGUCCCAGCGCUAGAGGGAAGACCAUUUUUUUACCCCAGUACAUCGAGCGGGGCCUGAUAAAUGCCGGGCUGCGCCCUGAUCCAGCGGCAGACGCCCGCAGAGAUCCCAGUGGUGUGCCCAACGCCACCAGCAGUACCAGGCCCUGGGUCAUUCACCGAUUUGCCCGGCCAGGGGUGUCGCCCCAUAUCUGUUUGCAGUCACGAUGGGUUGAACGGCAUCGUCGGCGGCAUAACAACGACAACGAGAUGAAAAUGCAGGAGCUAAGAAUUCACUAUGCCAAACUUCAUGGCUAUGACCUCUACAGUUUGGGAUCCGAGCCAACAAGGCCCAGGCUCACCCGAAGGGAGUCGACCCAAUUGUUGAUUGACAAGACGGACUGUGACUACAUCUUCUGGUUGAGCGUCGAUGCAGUCAUCGUGGACAUCAACUUCGAAAUUGAGAGCUUGAUCAAGUGGCAAGGUGCCAGCGACACAGAUCUCGUAGUGGCCGGGAAUUAUGCUGUAGUGAAUUUGGUCACAGCACUCUGGAAAUCCAGCAGCUUUAACCGCCUCCUGUUGCAAGACUUGCUGGAAAUUAUGCCGGUCAAUGAAGGCCGAUCAGCCACUGCAUCCAUGAGCGCCUUGCUGGGUGGAUGUGGGGCCACAAGCAGCGAAGAUGAGAAGGAUAUUUGUCGGGCCAAAGUUACUCAGGAGGAAGGGUCACAUAAGCCCGCCGUCUUGCCUGUUAUGGAGGCCAUUCGGAAUGGAGAUGGUGUGGCUUUAGGAGAGCUGGUGGUGAACAAAAGCUUAUUGCCUCACAUGAAGUGGGUUCCGAAGCGGAUCAUUGGUGCGCGCCCAGAUGAACUCUUUGUUGGGAAUUUCGAUUACAAUGAGAGAGUUCGAGGAGUUUUCCUGGUAUAUUGUGGUGGAAUCAUAGGAGGCAGAUUCAUCCCCAAAUUCUUGCCGUCAGCACAGAAGAAUGCGGGCCUAAAGCUCUGAGACUUGUCUGGCCGUCGAAUUUGAUCCCACGUCGCUGAUCCAAAGAUGAUCUCGCAGCAUGCCUUGAAGUCAAACGCCCUGUGCUUCAGCACC
This is a messenger RNA of Cladocopium goreaui, 2235 nucleotides long. The record is from the annotation of a GenBank genome assembly. NCBI's taxonomy places the organism in Eukaryota, Dinophyceae, Suessiales, Symbiodiniaceae.